Molecule: messenger RNA, 3291 nt
Organism: Solanum dulcamara
Lineage: Eukaryota; Viridiplantae; Streptophyta; Magnoliopsida; Solanales; Solanaceae
Exons: 2
Coding region: 1-3291 (1096 amino acids)
Molecular function (GO): RNA-DNA hybrid ribonuclease activity; nucleic acid binding
Source: RefSeq, a predicted model, not a curated record
AUGUAUUCAAUUAGAUUGCAAAGAUCAUUGUAUGGCUUAAAGCAAUCUAGACGCAUGUUGUAUAAACGUCUUAGUGAGUAUUUAUCUAAGAAAGGUUAUAUAAAUGAUGCGAUUUGCCCAUGCAUUUUUAUUAAGAAAACAACAUCAGAGUUUGUUGUACUUGUUGUUUAUGUUGAUGACAUAAAUCUCAUUGAAACUCCAAUAGAGCUUCAAAAGGCAAUUGCUUAUUUAAAGAAUGAGUUUGAGAUGAAAGAUCUUGGAAAGACAAAAUUAUGUCUUGGUUUGCAAACUGAGCAUUUGACAAAUGGUAUUUUUGUCCAUCAAUCUGCCUACACAAAAAUAGUGUUGAAAAGAUUUUAUAUGAAUGAAGCACAUCCAUUAAGCAAUUCGAUGGUUGUUCGAUCACUUGAUAUGAAUAAGGAUCCAUUCCGACCUCAAGAAAAGAAUGAUGAACUUCUUGGUCCUGAAGGAAGAAGGAAAAGAAUGCAAAUCAGAAGAAUUCAAGGAGAAGAUGGGAAUUGGAUAGAAGAAGAAGGGGGAAUAAGUGCUGAAGCCAUCAAAUACUACACUGCUCAGUUCACAAAAGAAGAAGAUCCUAAGGACUAUGAAAUUCUGAAUCACUUACCCAGAAUGAUCUUUGAGGAGGACAAUGUGAUGUUUGAAGCAGAACCAACUGAAGAGGAAGUGAAGAGAGUGGUUUUCCAACUAAAUAGUGACAGUGCUGGAGGACCUGAUGGUUUUACUGGGGUGUUUUAUCAAACCUGCUGGGAUAUCAUUAGACAGGAUGUCACCAAUAUGAUGAAGGCUUUCUUCUGUGGUGCAGAAUUACCCAGGUUUGUCACCCAUACUAAUUUGGUCUUAAUACCAAAGAAAGAUAUGGUUAAUACCUUCUCUGAUAUGAGACCAAUUAGUUUGAGCAAUUUUGUGAACAAAUUUUUUUUGAGACUGUUACAUGAGAGAUUGGUUGCCAAAGUACCUAAUAUUAUAUCUCCCAAUCAAGCUGGUUUUGUCAAAAAUAGAAGUAUUGUGGAGAACAUACUAUUGACUCAAGAAAUAGUAUAUGAUAUAAGGCUAAGAACAAAAGAAGCAAAUGUUAUUAUAAAGCUGGAUAUGAAAAAAGCAUAUGACAGGAUAUCUUGGUUGUUCUUAACUAAGGUACUCAGACACAUGGGAUUUUCAGAGAAGAGCAUAGACAUGGUCUAUAGAAUUGUUAGCAAUAAUUGGUACUCUGUUUUGGUUAAUGGGCAACAACAAGGAUUCUUCCAAUCUACUAGAGGAGUAAAGCAAGGGGACCCUCUAUCCCCUACUUUAUUCAUACUAGCAGCAGAGGUCUUAACAAGGAGCUUAAAUGCACUUCAUCAUGAUAUGCAAGUUAAAGGUUUUGGCAUGCCUAAAUGGAGUCCAAAAAUAAAUCAUCUUGCAUAUGCUGAUGACAUGAUCAUGUUUACUUCAGCAGAUAUGGUCUCUUUGCAAAGAAUAAUGAGGAUUUUGAGAAAAUAUGAGCAGACUUCUGGCCAAAAGAUUAAUAUGAACAAAAGUGCUGUUUAUAUGCAUAAUAAAGUAGCAGGAGACAUCAGUAUAAUAGUGGAGAUUGUCACUGGCAUGAAUAGAAGAGAAUUUCCUUUUAUGUAUUUGGGAUGCCCUAUCUAUCAUUGUAGGAGAAAGAAGGAAUUCUUUAAUACUUUGACUCUUAAGAUCAUGAAUAGAUUACAAGGAUGGAAGGGUAAAAUGUUAUCUUUUGGAGGAAGGGCAAUACUUAUUAAACAUGUACUUCAAAGCAUGCCAAUACACAUGCUAUCAGCUGUUAACCCUCCUAUUGGAAUCAUCAGACAAAUUCACAAAAUGUUUGCUCAGUUCUUCUGGAGCAAUACAAUUGGGGGCAGAAGUAGACACUGGGUGUCUUGGAAUAAGAUGUGUGUUCCUACUACAGAAGGAGGCCUAGGUGUUAGAUCAUUACAUGAUGUGGCAUUAGCACUGUUUUGUAAGCUAUGGUGGAACUUUAGGACAAAACCUUCCCUGUGGAGAGAUUUUAUGACCAACAAAUAUUGUAAGAAAGAGCAUGCUACAGUGGUGCAAUGGAAACAGGGGUCACAGACUUGGAAAAGAAUGCUAGAAGCCAGGGACCUAAUAGAACACCAAAUCUGGUGGCAAGUGAGGAAAGGAGAUUCACUUUUCUGGCUAGACAAUUGGACUGGAUUGGGAGCUUUAUAUUAUAUAAAUCCAGGGAAUACUUAUGAUGCAAGUAUUCAAAAUGUUAAUGAAAUGAUAGUGCAGGGGAGGUGGAAUAGAGAAAAACUUAGGGAAGUACUUGCUAAAGAUAUUGUUGAUCAUAUAAUAGACAAUAUAACCAUACCCAAGGAAGAAAGAGACUUUGAUAGACCAUGGUGGAUUCUAGACACAAGUGGAGAAUUUACUAUUAAAUCAACUUGGGAUUUUAUUAGGCAAAGGGGACCAAAACUGGACAUUUACAGGUUUAUGUGGAUAAAGGGUAUGCCUUUUAAAAUUUCCUUCUUCAUGUGGAGAUGCUGGAAAUACAAAAUUCCUACAGAUGAUGUUUUAAAGAAGAUGAACUUUAUUCUGGUGUCAAAGUGUUGGUGUUGUAUAAAUCCUAGAGAAGAGACUAUACAUCAUAUUUUCUUAACAUCUGAGACAGCUAAAAGAACUUGGUCCUUUUUCUGUAAGGCUGCAGGAAUAAGGAUGGAGGGGGUACAACUGCAACAGCUAAUUUUGAAAUGGUGGAUGACACCAGUUACUAACAGACUGAAACAGGUUUAUGCUGCAGUGCCAUCAAUUAUAAUGUGGGAACUUUGGAAGAGAAGGAAUGGUAUCCAGCAUGGACAUAGAAAGAUUAAUAGUUCAGUUAUAUAUCUAGUCAUAGUUUCUAUCCAAAGACUAGUACAAUAUAGAAAUCCCUCAAUUAGAACUAUCCCCCCUGGAUGGACAAAUCUGAUCCAAAUGCUAGAGGGAGGCAAGGCAAGAGUGAAGGUAACAAAAGUUAGAUGGAAUCUACCUCCACAUGGCUGGUAUGCUUGCAACACAGAUGGUGCAUCCAGAGGCAACCCAGGGAGAAGUGCAUAUGGUUACUGUGUGAGAGAUGCAGAAGGGAACUUAAUAUAUGCUAAGAGUGAGGAAAUUGGCUAUGCCACCAGUAUAGAAGCAGAAAUUGUGGCUCUUUUGGAAGCCUUGAAGUACUGUAAACAACAGGGACUAAAUAACAUCAUUUUCCAGACAGAUUCCCAAGCUAUUCAAAGAAUUUUGAAAGGGAAGCAAAUAAACUGGCAGAUGCUUUAG